AUGAGUAUCGACUUGGACGAUCUACUUAACACUGGUAUAACCGACGCAACACAAACAGAAAUCGAACCGGAACUUUUGGCGAUUUCCGCAGACGUCCGACUCACGCCAAAGAAAGUCGAUUACACAAAAGUCGAUCGAACCACGCGAUUCUUAACGUCACCCGCAAGAUAUAGCGACACCCCAAACAAAAAUACGGUCGAACAAUUCAUCGAGAAUGAAACGCUUAAGGAUAGUGCGGACAAACGAACCUUUCAUCGGACGCGCCCACUCAUCGGAAGGAAAGAAACGGUUUCUGUGUCGUCUUCUACAGUCUACGGAAGUGACGAAGAUAAAAAGAAAAGAUGUCAAACAUGUAACACAACGCGCGACGAUAUUGACAUAAGUAACGCUUUGUACUCUGUUGGAACACCAGACAUCUCGUUCUUGGAUGAUGUGUUAUAUAUCGCACAAGAUAAAGGAGUCAACGAAAGCCAAUUAAGUUCUCUUAUUACUGAUGACGUUUUUAACACUGCUGUCUUUAGAAGAGACCCUUGGUCUUCCGUGCCAUUGCCUUCUGAGAUAUGGACAAACUGUAAAGUGGAUCAAGAAGGGUGUAUUGUCAAUGUUGAGAGUAUGACAAACGGAUUUAACAUCGAAGCGCAUGGGGAGUGUGUGGGGAUGACCACCCACUUGUGGAAAUACAGCAUCGUUGAAACGGAAAAGGAGUACCCCUAUUUCAAAAAGCAUUUUCAUGGGAAGAAAAGUGUGAAAUUUUAUAUAGACACCACUAAACUCAUUUUGUUGGCCGUUGAUACAUCGACUCGAUAUAGAAGAGGGAUAGUGAUGACACCGAAAGGCAUUGUCCGUGUUGUUUUCCCACCUGGGAUAGAUUACGAAAAGACUGAGAAAGUGUGGGGGAGUGAGGAGAAAGAUAAGCGCGUGAAAAGCAUUAAGAAGAAUAGUGAGAAGAUAGAAUCGGAGUUGGAAAAGAUCGAAAUGAUGGAGAUCGGCUUGAUGAUGAAAAUGAAGGUUGGUGUCAUCUAUGUGAAAAAGGAUCAAAAUGAGGAGAAUGCGCUGUUUUCGAACGACGUCUGUGAGUGCAAUGAACAAUUCUGGGAAUUCAUGAAUGGAUUGGGAGAGAGGAUCAAAUUGGAGCAUUGGGAACGGUACAAAGGAGGACUUGACGUGAAGAAGAACUGUACGGGGACGUUCAGUUAUUUCCGACAAUACAAUGAAUACCAGAUCAUGUUCCAUGUUGCCCCAUUAUUACCAAAUCAAGAGGAUGAUCCACAGAAAUUGGAACGAAAGAGACAUGUUGGGAAUGAUGUGGUUGUUGUCAUCUAUCUUGAAAAGGAAAGGACGGAGCCUUUUGAUGUACGUAUUUUAACAUCACACUUCAACAAUGUGUUUAUUCUAGUGAAGCCGGAAGAUAAGACAGUUGACGGGAAAACUGAGGAAGGUUAUAGAAUAUGUGUAGUCACCAAACCAAAUAAUAAGCCAUUUCCUCCAUUCAUCAAAGAUGGGUGGAUGAAAAAGAACAUUAUAGCUUAUGACUUCUUGCUCAAGAAAAUGAUUAAUGGAGAGAGAGUGACGAUGCACAACACGACAUUUGCGUCGAAUGCGAAAAAUACACGAAGAGAACAACUGAAGGCGAUAACCGCCAUGGUGUAA
Molecule: messenger RNA, 1650 nt
Organism: Entamoeba invadens IP1
Lineage: Eukaryota; Evosea; Mastigamoebida; Endamoebidae
Product: rap GTPase-activating protein, putative
Exons: 2
Coding region: 1-1650 (549 amino acids)
Biological process (GO): regulation of small GTPase mediated signal transduction; activation of GTPase activity
Cellular component (GO): cytoplasm
Molecular function (GO): GTPase activator activity
Source: RefSeq, a predicted model, not a curated record